Phoenix dactylifera (date palm) is the source of this 681-nucleotide messenger RNA. RefSeq lists its product as uncharacterized. Gene Ontology annotation, molecular function: protein dimerization activity; DNA binding. Lineage: Eukaryota; Viridiplantae; Streptophyta; Magnoliopsida; Arecales; Arecaceae. The record is from RefSeq and is a predicted model, not a curated record.
AUGGCUCCUUUCCGAGGCAAGGGCGGUGCCACCGGUGGCACAGGCGACGGCCGAAGCGAGAAAGCCCUCCGGCUAUCCGUCAAGAAUCGGACGAAGUCCCUCUGCAAGAAGGCGUCCGAGCUCGCCACCCUCUGCGACGUCGAGCUCGCCCUCGUCUGCUACCCUUCCGACGCCGCCGAACCCACCACCUGGCCGCCCGAACGCUCCAAGGUCGAAGACGUCAUCCGCCACUACCUCGACGCCCCCGCCAACAAGAAGCUCCCCAAGAACCAGAUCACCCUCGACAACCCCAACCCCGGCGCCGACAAGAAGAAAGGCGCCGGCGAAGCGGCGGAGGCGAAGGCGGCGGCGAAGAAGAAGGCGGAGGAGGCGGCCGAACGCCUCCGCAUCCCCUUCCCUGACGACGAGGAGAAGCUGACAGCGCUGGGACGGAUCCUGGGGUCGAGGCUCGAGGUGGUGCGGAAGAUGAUCGCGGUCCGUCGGAUGGAGGCUCCAGAUCAGGCGAAUAAGCUUGCCGUCGUGCCGGCGAGCGCCGGUGGUGGUGAAGCGGCGACCUCCGAUCCAGCCGAGGAUUUUGGUUCGGUUUCGAGAUGUGCGCAUCCGGGUUUCUCGGCGCCAGCGUCGGCGCCGGUCGCGGGAGCAGACGGCAUGCGCUGUUCUUAUCGGAACUGGUUCGCAUAG